AUGGCUGCUUCAUCAUUAACUGCUGAACAACUCAAACGGAUUGAACGUAAUCGAGCAGAAGCUAUGCGACGAAUGGCUUUACGGCAGCAACGAGAAAAAGAACUGGAAAAAGUGGAUAAUGCUUGUUCCGUCACUGAUAAUACCUCAAAAGUACAAAUGAUAUUACAGCCGAAACAUUCAUCCAAUAAGAUAUCUGUUACAGUUCAAGAUGGAAACAGUCCUUUACAGAUGUUUACUGGAAAAAGUUAUGAUGAGUCCAAAUUUCCUCUAGCUACAUUCGAUCAGUCAUUAUCAUCUACGAAGUAUGUCAUAACAUAUCGUGAUGAGCAGCAACCAUCCACAUCUACUCUAUCCGUUCCAUCGAAAAUUGAAACGGAUCAUAAACAAUUGCACGUAUCACCGUUAUCACCUAUUAAACGACCUCCUGUUGUCACAGCUGUUCAUCUUAAGCAGACUGUUGUCAGUGUUAUCUUCAAGCUUAUCAAUUCUAAAUCUUUCCAGGUGCAAUUCACUCCAUUCAGUCCUUCAGUUGUUUCCAUUCUGAAGGCAAUUCCAUCUAAGGUUUACCUUCCUGAAAUAAAAGCUUGGUCAUUUCCUUUAGAAGAUAUCUGUACAGUCGAAAAAGCCUUGCAAUCACUAGAUGAUGUCUCAUUAGAAAUUGAGAAAUUUUCGGAUCAUGUCGUUAAGACACUGUUAACUUAUGGUAAAUCAAAUGUUGGCCUGAAUGAACCCAAUCUUGAAAAACACAUUGAAAAAACAUUGGUUGAUGCGCUUUUUCCAUAUCAACGUCGAGGUGUAAUGUAUGGUGUAAUGAAAAGAGGUCGAUUACUUUUAGCAGAUGAAAUGGGUCUCGGUAAAUCAAUCCAGGCUCUUGGUAUUGCUCGCAAUUGGAGAGUUUUUUUACCGGAUGUUGAUGAGAUCGUCAUCAUUGAAAAAGGAAGCGAUCGCUUACCAGUGAAGAAAACCAAGCAAACGGUGGUAAUCAUGAGUUAUGAUUUGAUGGUUUCCAAACAGUCUCAUCUUGUUGAAUACGAUUUUAAAGCAAUCAUUUUUGAUGAAUCACAUCUGUUGAAAGAUAGUAAUGCUCAAAGGACCAAAGCUGCGACGAAUAUUUCAAAAAAGGCAUUACGAAUUAUUUUGCUGACUGGAACCCCAGCUCUUUCACGUCCAGUAGAACUAUUCAGCCAGAUUCGUAUCAUCGAUUCUAAAAUGUUCCCAAAUUACCGUGAUUUUGCAAUUCGAUACUGUGAUGGCAAGCGAGGAAAAUAUAGCUUUGAAGCGAAAGGCUGUACAAAUAGUGACGAAUUAGCAAUAAUCUUAACCGGUAGUGUCAUGUUGAGGAGGUUGAAAAAAGACGUCUUAAAUGAUCUUCCGGUGAAAAGACGAGAAGUUGUUAAUCUGACGGAUGAUUCUAUUUACGCAAAUAUUAGUAAACUGCGGGAAGCGAAGGCUGCAUAUAGUGGCGCUAAGGAUAAUGAUACAAAACAUCAACGACUGGUUGAGUAUUAUUAUGAAACAGGAAUUGCUAAAGCGAGGAGUGUUGCUCGAUAUAUUAUUGAUCAUUAUUUUUACGAUGGUGCACCAAAAAGGAAGUUGUUGAUCUUUGCUCAUCAUCAGGUCGUCUUGGAUAUGAUAUCAAUGGAUGUGGCCAAAAAAGUGAUUAAGAUGACAAAUCAUUUAUCAUCUUAA
Molecule: messenger RNA, 1689 nt
Organism: Loa loa (African eye worm)
Lineage: Eukaryota; Metazoa; Nematoda; Chromadorea; Rhabditida; Onchocercidae
Exons: 10
Coding region: 1-1689 (562 amino acids)
Biological process (GO): DNA repair; replication fork processing
Cellular component (GO): nuclear replication fork
Molecular function (GO): ATP-dependent chromatin remodeler activity; ATP binding
Source: RefSeq, a predicted model, not a curated record